Molecule: messenger RNA, 1529 nt
Organism: Zootermopsis nevadensis
Lineage: Eukaryota; Metazoa; Arthropoda; Insecta; Blattodea; Termopsidae
Product: peptidyl-prolyl cis-trans isomerase B
Biological process (GO): protein peptidyl-prolyl isomerization; protein folding
Cellular component (GO): cytoplasm; intracellular membrane-bounded organelle
Molecular function (GO): cyclosporin A binding; peptidyl-prolyl cis-trans isomerase activity
Source: RefSeq, a predicted model, not a curated record
GAUGAGCUGGUGUGCUGGCGCCUUAUGACUGGUCGUCUACUAUAUAGUUUUGUUUCAUUAUGCUUAGGUCGAGUUAAAACGUAGACGACAUACUCAAGACAGCUGUAGAUGAAGCUGCGUGGCAUUUUGUCCUGAGGAGUGGUAGAAGACGCUAGUUUCCGUUUCGUAGAAGUUGUUCAUCAUACAUUUUUUUACAACAUGAGACUGUUACAUUAUUUAGUAUUUUUGAUUCUCUACCUCACUGUUGACGCUAGUUCAAGUGAGGCUGGUAAGAAAGGCCCAAAAGUUACAGAUAAGGUAUGGUUCGAUAUUACAUUUGGAAAUGAAGAGAAGCAGAGAAUAGAAAUUGGUUUAUUUGGUAAAACCGUACCCAGAACUGUAAACAAUUUUGUUGAACUAGCGAAGAAACCGGAAGGAGAAGGCUAUAAGGGCAGCAAGUUUCAUAGAGUCAUAAAAGACUUUAUGAUACAAGGUGGUGAUUUCACUAAAGGAGAUGGCACUGGAGGCCGAAGCAUUUAUGGAGAACGUUUUGCAGAUGAGAAUUUUAAGCUGAAGCACUAUGGUGCAGGAUGGCUUUCCAUGGCGAAUGCUGGCAAAGAUACAAAUGGAUCACAGUUUUUUAUAACAACUAAACAGACACCUUGGCUAGAUGGAAGACAUGUUGUUUUUGGGAAGAUUCUGAAAGGAAUGGAUUUGAUCAGAAGAAUUGAGAGCUCCAAGACCGAUAGCCGCGAUCGUCCCGUUAAUGAUGUGGUUAUUGUAGAUUGUGGAGCCGAAGAAGUGAGCGAGCCAUUCUCUGUCUCAAAAGAGGAUGCCACAGAAUAAAAUCCUUUUGACAACAGCUGAGAGGAAUUAUACGUGCGACCAUUAAUUGAAUUGAAUUGAAUUUAAUUGAAUCAGUUAAACUUGCAUGGAGUUACCUUGGAUUCCAUGUCACUGAUAACAGACUUCAUAGCUAUAAUUUUAAAUUAAACUGCUUCUUUUUUUCCCCCUGUCAGAAUUUGACGCUCUCUUGCAGCCAUCGACUAGAGGUGUGCAUAUGCAGGAUCCACAUGAGAGUUUUCAUAACCUGUAAAAUCUUUACCAAAAUUUAAGCAGUAUUUAAGAUCUUACCACACUUUUGUAAUGGGUUGUAACAUUUAUUUUUUCUAAUUUUUGAUGUUUGCAUCAUACAGAAAUUAAGUAGUUUCGUUUUAAAAUAAAAUCAUAUUCCUGAACUAACAGUUUUGUUACAAAUUUCUUAUAGAAUAGUUUCACAUUGAAAUGUUAAUGUUGCUGAUUGUCCUAGUUUUAAAUGGUGUGUGAGCAAUAUUGUAAAUCAUUUAUAUUGUGGUUACAGUAAUACAUAAGUCAAUUCAUUGAUAAGCCUACACGAAAUGAAUGUGGAGCAAACAAAGAAAAUUAAGGUAAGAUAAAUAUUUUGUACUUGGUUUUGUGAUUGCAUAUGCAGUAUGUGUAUGUUACUAUUAAGCUUAACAAAAGGGUGCAUGGUAAAAUGUGAAGCAAUAAAACAUUAUUGAUGAAGAAAA